AUACAACAGGGAACAACUGAGACACUGUACUGCUGAGAUAUGAUUACCAAUUGAUAGAGUAUUGAAAAAAAGAAUCAUUCGACUUAACAGGAAAUUUAUCAUUAAAGUCUUCGUUUUGUGUUGUGAUGCAACGUCCUUGCCUGAAUUGAGGGAACCUUCUGUCAAGAUGUUCAUCAGCACAUCGCUGUGGUUUAUAAUGAUUGAAAUUAGUUGUAGCUAUGGAUAUGAAAACAUAGCUUUGAAUAAACCAACACACCAGUCGCACAUAUAUUAUAGUAAAGAUUACCCAGCUUCUACAUUUGAGUCCAGUAAUGCUGUUGAUGGUCAGAAGACUAACCUCUCAGCAUUUGGAGGACAAUGUGUUAUAUCAGCUGAUGGAUAUAAAGACGCAACCUGGUGGGUUAACUUGACGUCCAUCCACAGCAUUCACGGAAUAAGGAUUUACUACAGAACGGAUAAUAGUCCAUGGAACGCUACUAAUGGCUACACCGCUAGAUUUUUAGGAUUUCAUGUCUAUGUAUCAAACACAACAAACAUAGAAGAUGGUCAUCUCUGUUUCCAUGACACAAAGUAUAACAGAUCCACAAUACCUGCUGUCUUCAACACAACAUGUCCUGUACAUGGGCAAUACGUCAUCUACUAUAAUGAAAGACCACAAAAUCCAAUACAUGGUAGUCAGCUUUCAGACAAUUCGUUCAAUGAACUAUGUGAAGUGGAAGUAUACGGUUGUAAUAAAACAGGAUAUUAUGGACCGGAUUGUUCCCUUCCCUGUCCUGACAACUGUCGUUAUUGUCACAUAGAAACAGGUGCUUGUCAGGGUUGUAAACCUGGGUAUAAAGGACAUCGAUGUGAACUUCAAUGUGGUAAUAGAACCUACGGAGAUAAGUGUAUGGAAGAUUGUGGAACCUGUCUGGGAUACAAACAAUGUCACCACUUAAAUGGAUCAUGUCUAGAAGGCUGUGACGCUGGAUAUGAAGGAGAUCUCUGUAAAACUGGUUGUGAGAGUGGAAAAUUUGGUAUUAAUUGUAAGGGAAAUUGUAACAAAAACUGUUUGGUGCCCUAUGUAUGCAACGGAACGACUGGAGAAUGUGAGGGCGGAUGCCAGCCUGGCUGGGAAGGACUUCAUUGUAAUAAAACAUGCAGAAACAAUAGGUAUGGUUCAUAUUGUAAUCAAUCUUGUGGUUAUUGUCGAGAUGAUGCUAAAUGUCAUCACAUCAAUGGAACUUGCCAGAGUGGAUGCAAGCAGGGAUACAGAGGCGUUAACUGUACAACUGAAUGCACCCUAGGAACAUUUGGAUUUGACUGUAAAGAAAACUGUAGCAAAAGAUGUUUUGAAACCUGCAACCCAGUUAACGGAAACUGUCCGGCUAUAAAAGAAACGUCCUUUCAGAUAAGCAAUAGCGUCAAUUUUGGUAUAGUCAUUAGUGGAAUUGUCGGGGUUAUUAUUCCUUGUCUUAUAGUUGUGAUCGUGGUUCUAGUUUUAAAAAGAAGACACAGUUUGCAAAAGAAUAAUUCAGAUAGUGAACGAACAAAAACAAGAGACAAAUCGAGAAAAGGGGUGCCUGAGACAGAAUUUACUAGCCAUGAUUCAAAUUCGACAUCGACGAGCAGCAGCGGAAACAAAUUCUCAAAAACACGAAACAACAAUCCAAGGAAAUCGCAGAAGAAAGGUGAUGAGGCUGAUGUUGAUGACGAUGAGAUACUGCAUUUCGAGAAUCCCUAUGGAGAUUUUUAUGCUAAUGAAAUGACUAUGUGGGAUAUACCUCUAAAUCAGCUAGAGUCGGUUAUAACUGAGAAACGAAUGAAUGAAAAUGAAGGUUUUCAAAGAGAGUAUGCGACAUUACCAUACGGGGAACUCUACAAAUGUGAUGAAGGAAAAAAAGAGGAAAAUUUGGUUAAAAAUAGAUAUAAGACAACCUUUCCCUAUGACCAUUCGAGAGUUAUUCUGAGGACAGAGGCAAAUUCUGGGUACAUAAACGCCAACUACAUUGAGGGUUCAAGUAGAAAUAAUGAGUAUAUAGCAACACAAGGACCAAAGCAGAACACACUUGUUGAUUUUUGGACGAUGAUUUGGCAAGAAAAUGUGUCUUCAAUCGUUAUGCUAACGAACCUGCAAGAAGGAACAAAAAUGAAAUGCAGUCAGUAUUGGCCAGAUAUUAGUAAGAAGAACAACUACGGAACCGUCAAUGUGAAGUUGAUGGAGGAAAAAAUGUAUGCAUUCUACAUUUUAAGAAGGAUGUCUGUGAGUCACAAUGAGUCGAAGAAAUCUCGAACAGUGACUCAAUUUCAUUACACAGCCUGGCCAGAUCACGGGACCCCUGAUCCAAUCUGUCUUAUUGUUUUCCUUGAUCACGUUAACCAAACAAAAACCAAUCAAAUUAACUCCCCGACAGUUAUACACUGCAGUGCUGGUUUAGGUAGAACGGGAACAUAUAUAGCAUUAGACACCUUGGAAAAGAUAGGAAGAAAGACAGGGAAAGUCAACGUAGCAGAGUAUGUCAAGAAGAUGAGAGAAAGCAGGAUGAAUAUGGUCCAAACAUAUGAACAGUACAUGACGGUUUUUCUUGCAUUGAAUGAAAUAUUUAAGGCGCCAAUAAACAACCAUACUAUUGAGGACUUUACCAGAAAGGCCGGAACCAUGACGACGGAUGAACCCGCCAAUCAUAGUGCUUUACGAAAAGAAUUCCAGCUUUUGAUGAAGAUACGACCUAUUUACACCGAUGCUGACUUUAAAAUCGCUAAAGAGCUUUGUAGGGAUGGACCUAUCACCGGUUUUUUGCCAUUGGAUAAAUAUAUUGUUUAUCUUUCAACACCUGUCACGAAUCGAGGAAGUUUCAUCAAUGCGAUCUACGUACCGUCAUUCACCAACAAUUGGGCCUUUAUUGUAACUAACUAUCCAUCGGAAGGGGACGCUGUUGAUUUUCUGCGCCUGCUCUGUGAACAAGAGUCCAGUACUGUAAUUUGUAUGGACCCCCUGAAUGAGAUUGAAUCGUGUAAGGCCUGGCUACCAAGUCAAACCUCCUCCUACAAUUCAGUACCUCCUUUCACCAUAAACUUCCAAUCAAGAACUGAGACCGAUGUCUGCAGCCUCAUUGUUCACAUCCGGCAGAAAAAUGUUAAGAAGCCUCGGACAGUGACGAUAAUAGAGCCAAGAUCUAGCAUCAAGACUUCCGGAACACCUUUGGAUACUUCCCAGUUUCGAAGCCUGGUUUCUGCUGCAUCAAGCGCGGAAACAGAAAAUCCUGUCAUUGUUGUCAGCAGCGAUGGAGCUGUCCUUUGUGGUGCCUUUUGUGCAGUUCAUAAUGUGAUUCAACAAAUCUAUAUGGAUGCAAUGGUGGAUGUUUUUACAAAUGUCAGACAGCUUCAAGUACGAAGACCCGAAUUCUGCUCCAGUCUUGAAGAAUAUGGGCUGGUCAUGAAGGCCGUGAACGAUCACAUUCAGCGAGGCACUGAAAACAUAUACUCCAAUCAAUAGAAAUUCAUCAAUAAGGGAUGAUAUGCAUGUAAUAAUGAUGAAAUUCAAAAGUUCAUCAAACAUAUAGACUUAAUUGUUAAAAAAAAAAUAUCUUUUUCUUACAUUAUAAAGAUUAUAGGUAAAGGAUGAUAUUACAUUUGAGCCGAAUUAAUUUUUUUAUGUUAAAGAGGUAAUUUUUGGGUUUAAAAAUACGCAAUGCAUAUACUUGUUGAAUUAUAACAUUUUGAAACCUUAACACUGGGUAGAAUAUGUUUUACAAAUUUCGAAAAUGUCACUAUUAUCAUUUCCUUCUUAAUAAUUCGUACAUGACAAAAAUAUAAAAAAAAUAACUCACUGAAAAUAAGAAAAGAAAUAAAUGUUUC
Messenger RNA from Saccostrea cuccullata (small rock oyster), 3837 nucleotides. RefSeq names its product receptor-type tyrosine-protein phosphatase epsilon-like. The transcript is spliced from 26 exons. The record is from RefSeq and is a predicted model, not a curated record. Gene Ontology annotation, molecular function: protein tyrosine phosphatase activity. Bases 167 to 3475 code for a protein of 1102 amino acids. Gene Ontology annotation, biological process: protein dephosphorylation. NCBI's taxonomy places the organism in Eukaryota, Metazoa, Mollusca, Bivalvia, Ostreida, Ostreidae.